Messenger RNA from Thunnus maccoyii (southern bluefin tuna), 606 nucleotides. Its product is annotated as dynein beta chain, ciliary-like. Bases 139 to 606 code for a protein of 155 amino acids. The record is from RefSeq and is a predicted model, not a curated record. Lineage: Eukaryota; Metazoa; Chordata; Actinopteri; Scombriformes; Scombridae. The transcript is spliced from 3 exons.
UAUGUCGCUCAACUUGGAUUCUCUUUUCUGGGUUUUACAUCCACUCCGCAAUAAAUCAAGUAGCCAUAGUCUUCAUUUCUCUCUUCUCCUGUCUGUUAUUUUUAUCUCCAUAUUGUCCUUCCCGCCAGCUGAGUCCUCAUGGCUGAGGCACUCGGAAGCAGCAGUACUAGUAGAGGUUUGGGCAGUGGAGGGUCUGGAGGAGUGCGCAUCCCCCAGGAGCCAUCUCUUAAAGCUGGGGUGGUCUUGUCAGAUGAAAGGGUGGACUUCCUUCGGGAGCAGGCCUUCUGUGUGCUGCGAGUGAAGACGGAUAAGUGGAAUCGCUUCAUUGGCGCAGAGGAGAACCAGAAUAUCAUACUAGAUUUCCUGGACCACAUCUGGACCAACAGGCUGCUGCUCUUCACCGGACCUGGAGGGACACUGCACGCAGGGGAUGCUCAGACAUCCCCACCAUGGAAGACCAAGCUGUUGUGUGUGCUAAAGAGGGGUGUAAAGAGAAUCACUCGCCAAGGAUUCAGACACCAACUCCGGCUGGGGGAAGUGCCCGGAUACCCCAUGGAGCACCUACCUAUUGUUAUCUCAGAGUUAGGUGUUCAAACCAUAUACUAA